CACCGCUGUCCUGUGCCCGGGGUCCUCCAGGGCUCCCCCAGGUGACCCACAGGUCCACACCCACCCGGCCGGAGCAGGGGGAUGACUCUGAGAAGUUGGGUGAUCCAGAAAACCCACCGGCGGUUCUGACGGUGCUUUCACUCCAAGAGGCGCAGCAGCGGUCCCCCCUCCUCUCCAGCCAACGCCAGAAUGAUGUCCGCUAUAGAGACUGGUGCCGCCGUGUACCAGCCUGCACAGCUGCUCAACUGGGUCUACAUGUCCCUGCAGGACUCCCAGAGCAGCACGUUCGAUGCCUUCAAAGCCGAGGCGGACUCUUCCCUCCAGGACAUGAACAACUCCAAGCGCAGCGCAGCGGAUCUGAGCUCCAACUAUCUCAACAACUUCUUCCAUCUGAGGAGUGAGGCCUUGAACAACAAUUUCUACAAGAGCUCCUCGCCCUACGGGUCCCUCAACAAUAUCGUGGACGGCCUGAGUUCUCUCGCGGACCAUUUCUCCGACCUCUCCCUGUCCCCCGAGACGCGCAAACACAGCAAACGGCCGCCGCCCAACUACCUGUGCCACCUCUGCUUCAACAAAGGGCACUACAUCAAAGACUGCCCUCAGGCUCGACCCAAAGGUGAAGGCCUGACCCCGUAUCAGGGAAAGAAGAGGUGUUUCGGGGAAUACAAAUGCCCUAAAUGCAAGAGGAAGUGGAUGAGUGGGAACUCCUGGGCCAACAUGGGGCAAGAGUGCAUCAAGUGCCACAUCAACGUCUACCCUCAUAAACAGCGACCUCUGGAGAAACCGGACGGGUUGGACGUGUCGGACCAGAGCAAAGAGCAUCCCCAACACCUGUGUGAAAAAUGCAAAGUCCUUGGCUACUACUGCCGCCGUGUGCAAUAACUCUCUGCUCGACUUCCCUGGUUUGGUCCCCAAAGGGACAAUUCUACUUUAAUAACUAAAAAUACAAGGUAAUAUACUUUAUCUUACUUCAGCUCUAACGGUUUAUUCUCUGACACUGGGACUCUCGGUGUGAGAGGCUCGUCGCGAUGGAAGCCUUCUGCAGUAUCUCUCAGUGGAGACGAGUACUUUGCCUAUGCUGGGUGCUUUUGAGUAACUCAGUUAUCAUUAUGUGAAUAUUCAUUUGAAGUCCGAACUAUGAAGCCAGAAUCUUACCUUAACUGUGAAUUCAGAAACGUUAGCUCAGCGUCUGACUUCACUUGUGUUGGAGCUAAAGUCACGAGUGAAGUUUCCAAAUGAAGACUCUUUUACACAUGUUUGUAUAUUCCAGCAAUAACUUAAAAUGAUGUUUUCUGUAUAAAAUAUGCAACAAGUCUUUACUCAGAAGGAUAUGCAGUAUUAAUGUGUGUAUGCAUUAUCUGUAUUUUCAGUACUGGAGGGUACAUAAUUAUUGGGAGAUAUUUUUAAGCCAUUAGUUUUGUUUCUUAUUACACUUUAUGAAGGAUUAUAUCAGCCAACUAACAUUUAUUCUUUAUAUACUAUGUGACUACAGUUAAAACAGCUUUUGGGUCCUUUUAUUCCAAAGUUGUUAACAAAUGCAAUAUUUCAGGAACAAUGUAUUUCCUGACAAAUAGAAUAAAUUACAGCAGAUUUAUAUUUUGGCACCCGGUGCUAACAGGGCUCAGCAAAGUGCUUUUUUUUAUAGGUCAUAGGUUGUAAUGUCUCGUAUGUAACACGAUACAAAAAAGAGGAAUAAAGAUCAGAAUGUGCCAAAGAUCGUGAAGGAUUAAGUGGAAGGUUCCGUGUGCAUGUUGCUUCAGAGGGUUUUUGUAUUUCAAAUUAACGAUAAUUAAAUGGAAAAGAACCAUCAGUUGAUUAUAACUGUUUUGGGAUGUGACACGCUGUUUAAUGUGCCUUAAUGUGAGUAACCCAUGA
Molecule: messenger RNA, 1875 nt
Organism: Limanda limanda (common dab)
Lineage: Eukaryota; Metazoa; Chordata; Actinopteri; Pleuronectiformes; Pleuronectidae
Product: zinc finger CCHC domain-containing protein 24-like
Exons: 4
Coding region: 190-882 (230 amino acids)
Molecular function (GO): nucleic acid binding; zinc ion binding
Source: RefSeq, a predicted model, not a curated record